AUGCCACGAACUCAAAAAUCGCUGUACGCGAACGAGGGGAUCAGAGAGUCGUCGGGACAGCAACGUACCACCAACGCCAACUUAACGUCCUUUGAACAUGAACGUGUUCAACAUGACAAUAAUCUGGACCCAACGUCUGGUGAUUCUCCCGGGAAUCAGGAACCCGUUUUCGGCCUUCUAGACCCUUCAAUUCUCCUUGAAGGUACACACGCACGCAGUGAGCCCGCACUCAGGGACUGGCAGAUGGCGCAAGCUAAACCCUGGCCAGCCAUACCCGGCGAGAAUUUGGAUUGGGAUUUACAAUUAUACUCUAACGACUUCACGAAUCCCCUCCACGACGACCUGACGGUUGGGCAUGCCCAAACAUAUCACCGAGUGGACCUCCGACACCGAUGCAAAACGGGGGUUUCAGAUGACCCCAAUUCUGCAAUGGGAAUGCCGGAAAAGGCAGCCCCAGUGAGAACUGGCAUGGAUGAGCUUCUGCGGCUGCAGUGCCACUUGAGCAAUCUAUUGACGGGCGCAAGUGAACCAGCCACACCCCGCCAGCCGGCCCUGGAUGAAGUGAUGAUGGCAUGUAAAGAUCUACUAGAGUUGCUCCAAGGUCGACAAUUGAACUGCAGUAGGCCAUCCACUCCCGAGCAUCCUCACGGCAAACCCUGUCCCGCCGCGUUAGACCCUCUGAGGAUAAACUACAUUUCCGCAUUGCAGGUGGCUACGUCUUAUGCAUAUACCCUGGAGCUGCUGGAUCUCGCGGUGGAUAAUCUCAAGACCCGAGUUGGGAAUUUAGCGCUCGUCAGCCUGGGCAUCUUCAAUCUUGCGUCACAGCCGGCAAUGAGCAUCUCUGUAGGGGCUUACAUGAUCUCCAGCAUGAUUCAUCAACUGCGCGAUGCCAUCAGCCUUCUGACGCUUGAACACAGGGGGAAGCCGUCACCGCACGUAUCAUCUACGGGCGGGUUGCAAGCAGCCACUACAACAGAUUCAAUACAAGCUGCUGUGAACAUGGUUCAUGAGAUGGAGACUUCUUUACUGGAGAAGUUGUCACAAGUGAUGAACAAUCCAUUUUCAGGGUCCAUAGCACUCGGAGUGGGUGGGAACCAUAUGUCCGAACCCCCAAACCUUGGCCGUUCGAAGGCAGAGCCCGACUAG
Messenger RNA from Penicillium atrosanguineum, 1146 nucleotides. RefSeq lists its product as uncharacterized. The record is from RefSeq and is a predicted model, not a curated record. The coding region runs from base 1 to 1146 and encodes 381 amino acids. The transcript has 3 exons. NCBI's taxonomy places the organism in Eukaryota, Fungi, Ascomycota, Eurotiomycetes, Eurotiales, Aspergillaceae.